GCUGAAAAAAACAAGAAAAUGUAUCAUUCUAGCAAAUUCUCCCUUCCUCUCGUGUGCUUCUUUUUCCUUGGCUUCGGCACUACCACGGCGACGGCGGCCGCUUGCAGCAACAAACCACUAAUAUUCAACUUCGGAGACUCCAACAGCGACACCGGUGGCACUUCCGUUCUUGCAGGGGUGGAGCUCGAGUUCCCGGAGGGGCGAACAUUCUUUCACGAGCCAACCAGCCGUGCAAGCGAUGGUCGCCUCAUCCUCGACUUUUUAUGCGAGAGUCUGGAGACGAAGUUCUUGACCCCGUAUCUGGAGCUCUUCACUCCGGACUUCUCAAACGGCGUCAACUUCGCCUUGGGCAGUGCCGACUCUCGCCUAGAAAGUGCCAGCCUCAGCCACAAUCCAGUUGCGUACACGCUGGGGAACGAAAUCGCCGAAUUCAGUCGGUUUCGAAACGUCUCCAUUCGCCGCGGCUCUCUUGGUAAUCAAGCAGGCCGUUCAUGCUUAAUUAAUUGAUAAUUAAGGUGAACUCAUGGAUUAAUGUAAUAACUACUUGGGUUUGAAAUUGUUGU
Molecule: messenger RNA, 563 nt
Organism: Salvia miltiorrhiza (redroot sage)
Lineage: Eukaryota; Viridiplantae; Streptophyta; Magnoliopsida; Lamiales; Lamiaceae
Product: GDSL esterase/lipase LIP-4-like
Exons: 2
Coding region: 19-507 (162 amino acids)
Molecular function (GO): hydrolase activity, acting on ester bonds
Source: RefSeq, a predicted model, not a curated record